AUGGUGAGUGAAGCAAAGAAGAAGAGGGCGGCGUUGAAGAAGGCAAAGACACCCGGAGCCACUGCAGCAAAGGCAGAUGCGGGCAGUCCCAAUGAGAACAGCAGUCCCAGCAAUGGCGUGCAAGAGAUCACCAAGGGUGUGGAGGACGUGGGUAUCUCCAACGACCGCACCUGCACAAGCGUGCUGACCUCACACCCGCAGUCGCGCGACAUCCACCUGGAGAGCCUGACCCUGCUGUUCCACGGACACGAGCUUAUCGCAGACGGCAACCUGGAGCUCAACUUUGGCAGGCGGUAUGCGCUCGUGGGGCCAAACGGCAGCGGCAAGUCGACGCUGCUGAAGGCCCUGGGCAACAGGGAGGUGCCCAUCCCAGAGCACAUCGACAUCUACUUCCUGGACAGGGAGAUUCCCGCCACAGACAUGACCGCGCUGGAGGCUGUCAUGAGCGUGGACUCGGAGCGGCAGAGGCUGGAGAAGGAGGCAGAGAGCCUGCUGGGGGAGGAGAGCGAGGAGGCCCAGGCUCGAUUGGAAGAUCUCUAUGAGCGGUUGGAUAGCCUGGAUGCUUCCACAACAGAAGCGCGAGCGGCGCGGCUGUUGCACGGGCUCGGCUUCACAAAGACAAUGCAGCAGAAACGCACGCGAGAUUUCUCCGGAGGAUGGCGGAUGCGGAUUGCGCUGGCCAGGGCGCUCUUUGUUGACCCCACCUUCCUCAUCUUGGACGAGCCGACCAAUCACCUGGACUUGGAAGCUUGUGUCUGGCUGGAGGAGACCAUGAAGCACUUCAAAAGGAUCUUGCUCCUUGUCAGCCACUCCCAGGAUUUUAUGAACAACGUGUGCACAAACAUCAUCCGCUUGCAUCAAAAGAAGCUACAUGCAUAUGGAGGCAAUUACGACACCUACUUGAACACAAGAGCGGAAUUGGAGGAUGCACAGAUGAAGAAGCACAAGUGGGAGCAGGACCAAAUAUCCCACAUGAAGGAGUACAUAGCACGCUUCGGUCAUGGCAGCGCCAAAUUGGCACGGCAAGCGCAGAGUAAAGAGAAGACGCUUGAGAAGAUGGUCAGGAGCGGCUUGACAGAGGCCGUGAAGCAGGACCAUGUGGUCAAGCUGCACUUCACAGAUGUGGGGAAGCUUCCGCCGCCCGUACUCCAGUUCAUCAAUGUCACAUUCGGAUACUCGCCUGACCGGGUCCUCUACAGUGAUGUGGACUUGGGGGUGGAUUUGGACAGCAGGGUGGCCAUCGUGGGGCCGAAUGGUGCUGGCAAGUCGACGCUGCUUAAGCUGAUGACUGGAACGCUGGAGCCGCUGGAUGGCAUGGUCAAGCGCCACAACCACCUCAAGAUCGGCGUUUACCACCAGCACCUCACAGAGCUGCUCGACCCCAAGCUCACACCCCUCGAAUACAUGCUGAAGGAGUUUCCCGAGGGCACAACACUGGAGGGCAUGCGGAAGGCGGUGGGCCGCUUUGGGAUCACGGGCAAGGCGCAGACGCAGCCCAUCCUGCAGCUCAGCGACGGCCUGCGCAGCCGACUCGUCUUCGCAUGGCUGGCCUACAAGACGCCCCACAUCCUGGCCCUGGAUGAGCCCACCAACAACCUGGACAUGGAGACGAUUGACUCCCUGGCGCGAGCCAUCAACAACUGGGACGGUGGCAUGGUCCUGGUCAGUCAUGACUUCCGGCUCAUUAGUCAGGUGGCUCAGGAGAUCUGGGUUGUGGGGGACAACACGGUCACCAAGUGGCAGGGAACCAUUGAAGAGUACAAGGAGCAUCUCAAGGCGACGCAUGAGGCGCUUAAUGAAGGCAAAAAUGAAGUCAAGAAGGAGAUGACUGAGCGAUGA
Molecule: messenger RNA, 1839 nt
Organism: Coccomyxa subellipsoidea C-169
Lineage: Eukaryota; Viridiplantae; Chlorophyta; Trebouxiophyceae; Coccomyxaceae
Product: P-loop containing nucleoside triphosphate hydrolase protein
Exons: 11
Coding region: 1-1839 (612 amino acids)
Molecular function (GO): ATP binding; ATP hydrolysis activity
Source: RefSeq, a predicted model, not a curated record